Linum trigynum is the source of this 255-nucleotide messenger RNA. Lineage: Eukaryota; Viridiplantae; Streptophyta; Magnoliopsida; Malpighiales; Linaceae. The record is from the annotation of a GenBank genome assembly.
AUGGGAUCCAGCGACGACUGCCGCCCGAAGCUGAACCGCAUGUUGUUCCGCCGCGGCUCGAACGACGACUGCCGCGACAGCUGCCGGCUGAACGUCCUCCGCAGCGAGCCGGUGGAGAACUGCCGCGAUAUCCCCCGCUUCAGCUGCGACGCUAUGUUUUCCAUGGUGGUCAACGGCGACGACUCCUCUCCUCCCCUUCCUCCUCCAACCCUUCCACCUCCACUUUCCUCUUCUCCUCCUUCCCCUCCCCUUUAA